Cylicostephanus goldi is the source of this 506-nucleotide messenger RNA. The record is from the annotation of a GenBank genome assembly. Lineage: Eukaryota; Metazoa; Nematoda; Chromadorea; Rhabditida; Strongylidae.
AUGGAAGGUUCGCUAGUCUACUUCCCGGAUGAAGGAGCUGACGCUUGGGUGCGUCAUGUCGUGGAAGAUAUAGUAUGGAAUGUAACGAGGAACGAAUUCGCUGUUAACUGCUUGACGCAUCCGGUAUGGAGAGAGCGCUAUGACAAACAUUGUAGAGGAUUUUUGCCAAUGAGAAAGCCAUACUUGAAGAGAAGAAAGCCGAGAAAAGCGGUACUGCUCAGCAAAGCGGGAUUGAUAAUGGAGAACGUACAACACGAAGACUCUGGACUGUACCGGCCAGCUUUCAUCAGGGUAAGUUCACAGUUGUGCAUGAAGAAAGCCGUAUUAGAACCUGCUGGAGGAAAACAUGGGUGUACAGUAGGCGAAGGCAAAAAUUCAAUGAUGCUUUUAGCAAAUAAGAUAGAAACCAGAACUUUGAUCCAGCGUCAAAAUGACUGCAAUUUGUCAUUUUUACCUUUAUGCAAAUUCCUAUUUUCGAACUUCACUGCGGAUUCCAGGAAGUAGAC